UCUCCCACUAAAAUAUACUUAAAAUUGAGAAUCCAAAGAAACAGUGUCCUUUGCCCCCCACAACACACAACACAAACAUCUGGAUUUCUCAUUCUUGAGUAGAGUAGAUAUAAAGCUUAUAUCAUUCUAACCCCACUCUCUCUCAAGUGAAGCUACUACACGUUCAUACCUAGCGUGACUCUCAACCACAUUUAUACACAUAUAUACAUAUAUGUGUGUGUGUGUAAUUGAUGAUUAUAAAAGUGGCCCUCCUUAUCACUACACUCAAUCAUUUCAAAAACCCAUUCCCUCAACAACCUCACAGAUCCCUCCUUUUGUGUACCCUUCUAUAUGCUUCUCUUCCUAUAAGUACACUCAACACUUGUGUCCUAACUUCCAAACAACAAGUAUAAUAUUUCAUAGAAAAAAAAAAAACAAAAAACAUUGAGCCAUGUCCAUCACAGGACUUCCAGACACAGAUAAGAUCCACAAGAAAUCGUUCCACCGGUGGAACGAUUCAGGUGAGCUCGACGUGUUUGAGGCUGCACGAUAUUUCUCCGGUGCCAACGAAGUCUCUGCAGGUUACAAUGGUGCACCAAGUACUUGUGCACAGAAGGUGUUGAGAUCAGGUGGACGGAUUAGCUUAGACGUGCCGAUGAGGAAUUCAAUUCCUCCUCAAAAUCUUGUGAUGGAAAAGCAAAUGAUGAAGGAGAAGAAGUACAAGCAACCAAGCUCACCAGGUGGCAGACUCGCUAGUUUCUUGAAUUCUCUCUUCAACCAAACAUCUUUGAAGAAGAAGAAAUCGAAGUCCACCACACAGUCUAUGAAGGAGGAAGAUGAGAGCCCGGGUGGGAGGAGAAAAAGGAGGAGUAGUAUUAGCCAUUUUCGAAGCUCGUCCCACACUGAUUCGAAGUCAAUUUAUUCAUCGACAAGCUCUGGUUUUAGAACACCUCCUCCUUAUGCACACACUCCUACAAAGACCUACAAGGACUUGAGAAGCUAUUCAGAUCACAAGCAAAAGGUUUCUUUGUCCAACUACAACAACAAUGGACAUGUUAAGUCCACUGUUGUACAAAGUACUGAGGUAUGUCAAGACAAAAGGGGCGUAGAUCAUGUUUGGUUAGAUGAAAAAUUCAACUUCUCCAAUGGAUUUUCCGAGAAACACAAGAAUUUUGUUCAUGGGUUUUCCGAGAAAGUUAGGAUUCAGGCUGAUAAAUUUCCAUCAGAGGAGAAGGAAUUUGGGAAGUUUGAUGAAAUUGAUGAUGGUGCUGACAGUGAUUCAAGCUCUGAUCUGUUUGAGUUGCAAAAUUAUGACUUGGGUUAUUAUUCUAGUGGUCUACCUGUUUAUGAGACCACACAUAUGGACAGCAUCAAGAGAGGUGCACCGAUUUCUAGUGGUCCAAUAUAGGACUACUCUGUGUGUGUGUUUGUGUGUACAUAUGAAUUACUACAAUUUGUUUCUUAGUUCUUAUUGAUGUUUGGAGCUGUGAUAAUCAGGAUAAUAUUGCAUUCUUGUCAAGACAUGGCCUUAGAUUUUGCUUGCUUCUUUUGAAUUUCAUCACAACUUUUCUAUGUAUGUACAGUUUGGAA
Molecule: messenger RNA, 1569 nt
Organism: Cornus florida
Lineage: Eukaryota; Viridiplantae; Streptophyta; Magnoliopsida; Cornales; Cornaceae
Product: protein BIG GRAIN 1-like E
Exons: 1
Coding region: 431-1387 (318 amino acids)
Biological process (GO): auxin-activated signaling pathway
Source: RefSeq, a predicted model, not a curated record